AUGGACAGGAGCUCGCUGCUGCAGCUUAUCCAGGAGCAGCUGGACCCUGAGAACACAGGCUUCAUCGGUGCAGACACCUUCACUGGCCUGGUGCACCGCCAUGAGCUGCCCCUGGACCCAGCCAAGCUGGACAUGCUGGUGGCACUGGCCCAGAGCAACGAGCGGGGCCAGGUCUGCUAUCAGGAGCUGGUGGACCUGAUCAGCAGCAAGCGCUCAAGCAGCUUCAAGCGGGCCAUCGCCAACGGACAGCGGGCACUGCCUCGGGACGGGCUGCUGGAUGAGCCAGGCCUGGGUGUUUACAAGCGGUUCGUGCGCUACGUGGCCUACGAGAUCCUGCCCCGAGAGGUGGACCGCCACUGGUAUUUCUACCGGCACCGCAGCUGCCCGCCCCCCGUAUUUAUGGCCUCAGUCACCCUUGCCCAGAUCAUCGUGUUCCUGUGCUAUGGGGCCCGGCUCAACAAGUGGGUGCUGCAGACCUACCACCCCGAGUACAUGAAGAGCCCCCUUGUGUACCACCCCGGCCACAGGGCUCGGGCCUGGCGCUUCCUCACCUAUAUGUUCAUGCAUGUUGGGCUGGAGCAGCUGGGGUUCAAUGCCCUCCUGCAGCUGAUGAUCGGGGUGCCAUUGGAGAUGGUGCACGGCCUGCUCCGCAUCAGCCUGCUCUACCUGGCGGGCGUGCUGGCAGGCUCCCUGACCGUCUCCAUUACUGACAUGCGGGCCCCUGUGGUGGGGGGCUCCGGCGGGGUCUAUGCCCUGUGUUCUGCACACCUGGCCAAUGUCGUCAUGAACUGGGCUGGGAUGAGGUGUCCGUACAAGCUGCUGAGGAUGGUGCUGGCCCUGGUGUGCAUGAGCUCCGAGGUGGGCCGGGCCGUAUGGCUGCGCUUCUCCCCGCCACUGCCUGCCUCAGGCCCACAGCCCAGCUUCGUGGCGCACCUGGCGGGCGCGGUGGUGGGCGUCAGCAUGGGCCUGACCAUCCUGCGCAGCUACGAAGAGCGCCUGCAGGACCAGUGCGGCUGGUGGGUGGUACUGCUUGCCUAUGGCACCUUCCUGCUGUUUGCCAUCUUCUGGAACAUCUUUGCCUACGACCUGUUGGGUGCCCAUAUCCCCCCACCACCCUGA
Messenger RNA from Rangifer tarandus platyrhynchus (Svalbard reindeer), 1119 nucleotides. The record is from the annotation of a GenBank genome assembly. Lineage: Eukaryota; Metazoa; Chordata; Mammalia; Artiodactyla; Cervidae.